Molecule: messenger RNA, 1839 nt
Organism: Schizosaccharomyces japonicus yFS275
Lineage: Eukaryota; Fungi; Ascomycota; Schizosaccharomycetes; Schizosaccharomycetales; Schizosaccharomycetaceae
Exons: 1
Coding region: 121-393 (90 amino acids)
Source: RefSeq, a predicted model, not a curated record
UAAGGUUGCUAUGGUAAUAUGCUUAACGCGUUGCUUUAUGAAGUCCAAGCACGCGUCGAAUUCAUCCAAGAACCAUAACAUUGUUAUAACAUUGAACAACACAAUCUUUUAGAAAGCACGAUGAUUCCUCGUGGAAAUGAGCGCGCAUUGAGCAAGAAACCAAACCCUUGGGAACGCUUGAGAAAAUCGACGCGUUUUACUGCUAACAGCGUCCAAGAACAAAAGCGGAAAAGUGUUAUUGAGCAAAACCGCGGUGGAACGACGGAAAUGAGUCGUGUUUUGGAUGAGGCUGCAUACCUAGAGUGGAAAACUAAGCUUGAAGGCGAUGCUGAACGGCACAGCGUUAACGUCGACGAUUUAGACCACUUACUGGAGGAAUUUGAAUCCAGCUGAGAAUGACGUUGUAAGAAAAGAUUUCUACGACUUCAUUAAUCUGUUACGUUUUAUCUAAUUUAUUUAUUUGUGAUGCAUGCCUUGUGGAAUUGGAGCAAAUAAAUACGAAGUGCAUUACCGAGUAUCUUUGAUGUGCUAAACGUUACAGGCAAUAUAGAGAGAAAAGAAAAAGGUAUAUAUAUACACACUCGAAGAUUCUGUUGAGUGUUCUUUCAUUGCAGAGGACAUGAUGGUGGAAUAGACGAUUUCAUCAAUUGUUCCGGCAAUGGCAAUUCCUGAAUCUUUUCCACAAGAUCACACACUUUUUGGCGGUCUUUUAUUUCGUCGUAAUUCGGGUCCUCAAACAAAUUCAGACACUCCUGGAUGUGUUUGCACUGAGACUCAUACUUACUCUUGUCCUUCUCGCUCAUGUUUUGCAAGCAUUCUGGGUAUCUGUUUGCCAAGUCUUUCAACGGCUCGUACAACACUUGUUUGCUUGUAACCUGAGACAUUAGGGAGUCAAGCAUUGUUUCUAAUGCAUUGUAAUCAACGCCAACAUCUCCUGCACCGGAGCUAGGGUUGGCGCCGAACAUUUUUUCAAAGAGAUCUUCGUCUUUGAAUGCAUUCAUGUUUGGAAUGGCACCAUUAGUGCCGGCAGAAAGAGUGUCGAGGUUCUGAAUUUUUUCCAGGAGAUUGGCCAUCGCAUUGUUCGUUCCGUCGUCUGUCUGUUUCUUUUCACUCGUCUUCUCCUGCUUAUUUUUCAGUUCCUGUUGAGGAAUUUCAUCCAAAAUGUCUAUCAAUUUGUUAGCACGUUUAUGAUGUUCGUGAUGAAAUCGGCAAAACUUGCUGUUUUAUAACGUUUUGCAGAUUUCAGGAGAAAUUCGAAAUAUUCAGGAACUCAUACCAUCUAACUCAUCCAGUUCGUUUACAUUAGCAGUUUCUCUGCUUAAUUUUUGGUGAUGAUUCUGGUCCAUGGCAAAAGAGGUGGCUUUCUUUUGAAAAGUUGGUUGUAUUGCUAGAGGUUUUAUUUUGUUGAGGCGAGUUGAUGGCGAUUUCCGCCAGACUUCUCUAGUCACAAACAUUUCACUAAUCAGUCAAAAAAACUUCAUCAGGUGGUUUUUUCUGGGCAAUAAAGAAUACCACGAGACAUCAUUGUUUCAUUUCAAAUGCUAUUUUGUUCGUUGACUGAUGAUUGUUAUACUUUUGUUACAAACAAACAGUAUACGAAAGAGAAGUUGGCUGAGUAUGAAAACGCAAGUGUAUUAUUAUAGUUAAGGGAGCAACAUUUUCAGACUGAGUGUCAACAGGUUUUAAUCGUUUAAAAUCGCAUAUUGUUUGAAUGCAUCAGGUAUGCAAAGUUGACGAAUUACCAUUCCGCACCCACGUUGUUUAGAUUUUGGCAAAUUUUGUUUGAAUAAUUAUUGUUUUAAUGUUUUUCUGAGGGAUACUUUCUCAACGAAUUAAUUU